GUCCUCCUGAGGCAGUGGCGACUGGAGAGUAAUGGCUUCGGUGGGCAGCAGCCUCGGCGGGGGAGAGGCCGAGCGACCGCACCCCAGGCCCUUCCUGAUCGGGGUGAGCGGAGGCACCGCCAGCGGCAAGUUGCAUGAGGCAACAUUUCUGACGUCAGUGAUUUACCAUGAUAAAAGUGAGCACACGCCAAACCUGGAGUCCACAGUAUGUGAGAAAAUUAUGGAGCUCCUGGGACAAAAUGAGGUGGAUCAUCACCAACGAAAGCUUGUCAUUCUGAGCCAGGACAGGUUCUACAAGGUCCUCACUGCAGACCAGAAAGCCAAGGCAUUGAAGGGACAGUACAACUUUGAUCACCCAGGUGCUUUUGAUAAUGAUUUGAUGCACACAACCCUGAAAAAUAUUGUGGAGGGAAAAACUGUAGAGGUGCCGACCUAUGAUUUUGUAACCCAUUCCAGGUUACCAGAGACAACGGUGGUCUAUCCUGCAGACGUGGUGCUCUUUGAGGGGAUCCUGGUAUUCUAUAACCAAGAUAUUCGGGACAUGUUCCACCUCCGACUCUUCGUUGACACAGACUCUGAUGUCCGGCUGUCCCGCAGAGUUCUUCGAGAUACGAAGCGCGGGAGGGACCUAGAGCAGAUCCUGACUCAGUACACAACCUUCGUCAAACCUGCCUUUGAGGAGUUCUGCUUGCCGACAAAGAAGUAUGCUGAUGUGAUUAUUCCUCGUGGAGUCGACAAUAUGGUUGCUAUAAACCUCAUUGUGCAGCACAUCCAGGACAUUUUGAAUGGCGACAUCUGCAAGUGGCAGAGAGGGGCGAUGAAUGGGCAUGGUCGGACUUACAAGCGAGUGUUCCCUGAGCAAGCAGAGGGCAGCACCAUGCUGGCAGCUGGCAAACGAUCUCAUCUGGAGUCGAGCAGCCGUCCCCACUAACCAGGUGGGGGGGCUGAAGAAGUUGCCUCUGUUCCAGACCAACCUUUUUAACAAACUGGUUUGUGAUGUGCCCGUAGCAGUUUAGGGGCAGAUUCAAGAGGGGUGGGUGUCUCUCUUCACACAGAGGAGAGGAAGGAGCUGGGUUAUUGACCCAGGACCUGGUGUUAGAUGGCACUGUUUGCUGAAAUCCCCCUAGGAAUUAACUCUAGUGGGGCACAAGAUUAACGAUCUCCCCUCAUGGUGCUUUUCCUUAGCAGCAUGCUUGGCUGCCAGGAAAAAAACAGCUCUUUGUUCCAUGUGAGACGCAGCAAAGAGCCUUGUUUUUAAACAAGCAGGUAAACUGCCCUGAGAUUUCCCUUCUCCACAGAUCCAGCAUUGCCAUGGACAGAAGGGCCACAGUUCACCCUUCUGUGUGGGGAAAAGGAAUGACCUCUGCCAAUAAUGAGAAGUCUAUUUUACUCAGGGCGGAGGAAAAUUAGGCUUCUCUUGGGCAACAGGCAAUUUACAAAGGAGCAGUGGGGCUCCACCUUCCAGGUGAGGUGUUUUGUCACGAACUACACUCGCUGUAGCACAGACUUUAGUGUUUGUGCCCAAAGCACAACUAGGUGGAGUGCCUCAUCACAGGAAGGCUGUACCCAAUUAGUACUGAAGUGUUCUCCCAGGUCAGAGUCUGCUGGGCCAAAUUCAUUUGCAGACAUGGUUUAUAGCUCUCAUUCCUUCCCCAAAGCCACGGUAAAGCUCAGGCAUUCAGCUCAGAGUGCUGUGGCACAUCCUAUAAUGAGCAGAAGGAAGGCUGAAAACUUAAUGUGAAAUCCCAGGCUCUAGCUUAUUGCUCCUUGUCUCAUUCCAAACACCAAUUGGUACCUCUUGUCUAUCAUGUAUAUAGUCUGUAAAUGCAGGCUUAAGCCUAGCAGGAAGAAUUGGUUAUUGUUGAAGAUGAACUUUUUUCAUCUCUUAUAAAAGCAAAGCCUGGCUCGAGUGGUUGUGCUGCUUAGAUUAAUAAACCAUGAAAAAACAACA
Molecule: messenger RNA, 1951 nt
Organism: Chelonoidis abingdonii (Abingdon island giant tortoise)
Lineage: Eukaryota; Metazoa; Chordata; Testudines; Testudinidae
Gene: UCK1
Product: uridine-cytidine kinase 1
Molecular function (GO): kinase activity; ATP binding
Source: RefSeq, a predicted model, not a curated record